GAAAGGUAGUCAGGGCGCUCAUGUGGAAGUGUGCCACUCUAUUUGGGAAAGCAGGAAGCACGCAAACUGACGCUGGAGCUCCAGAAGCGCGCAAGGACCUUUAAAACCUGCAAACUGUAACUGCAAACACUGGACAUUGCAUAAGGACUUAUUUAAAACACUUUACCACGUGCAUUUACUACAGGGAGCGGUAGAUUGGGUGCAAUUACGUGACGUGUCACAGCUGUUGAAAAUAUUAAAUUUAAAUUGUUUAAUUUAAUUUGAGAAAACCUCCGACAAGGAAGACGCAAUUUGGACAUUUAGAAUCGUUUUGUGGAAUAACUGCUGAAAUUGGAUGGACUAUUCGGGCGGACUACUGUUUGGAUUUUCCUUCAAUUAAACUUGUCUUGGCGUUCGAGAUGAGUUAUUUGACGUCACUGUUACGAGUAUUUGCCGCGGUGCAGUUGAGCCUUUUACCUGGACAGAGUUCUUCGUUGGUCAAUGUAAACAGCACUGAUAAAGUGAUGCUGUUUCAGGAGGUUUGGGGGAAGAGCUUCUGCCGCACUAUAGAGAAGCUGGUGGAGGUGGUUCAGGAGUACCCAGGGGAGGUGGAGCACAUUUUCAGCCCCGCCUGUGUGCCAUUGGUCCGUUGCGCUGGUUGCUGUGGCGAUGAGAAUCUGGAGUGUCACCCUACGCUCACUUCCAACACCACCAUGCAAUUAUUAAAGAUUAAGCCAGCAGAGCAGGGCCAGGAAUAUGUGGAGAUGACCUUUGUGGAGCACAAAGCCUGUGAAUGUAGACUAAGAAAACCUACAACAAAACAAGACAGAUGGAAACCCAGAAAUAGAGGGAGAAAAAGGAAGGAGAAGCAGAAAGGCAAAGACUGUGACCGGUAA
Messenger RNA from Danio rerio (zebrafish), 875 nucleotides. Lineage: Eukaryota; Metazoa; Chordata; Actinopteri; Cypriniformes; Danionidae. The record is from RefSeq and is a predicted model, not a curated record.